UGUGAAGAAAUAAGUAGCGAUGAUCUUUUCAAUUGCGCGAUUCUUACCGCAAAAGCAAGAGCCAGGGAAAGUGAUAAUACCCUCUGCAAUUGUGCGGAAAGUGACCGAAUCACCGAAAAGAAAUUGCCACGCUUGCCGCAAAAGUUCACUUAUACUAAAACGAAAAGCGAUAGCCUCGAGCUGAAUGACGAUAGCUUCGAAUUUGAUAUUGACCCCGUAAACGACAAGCAACUUUUUGGGUAGAUUUUUUUCGCUCGGAUUAACAUGCAGAUUUGUAAUGCAAAAAAAACUUCACUUUCAAGAACACAAGAAGUAGUAUUAUUUUUGAUAUUGUCUUGCGUGAUGUAAUUUCUACUCCGUAGUUAGCUUGAUCGCAUCCACAUCGACACAUCAACAAAAGCACUACUCUGCGUUGCUUCGAGGCAUGUUGUAUCCGCUUUCUGUGUUGCGAAAGCAUAGCAGUCAACUUCAGUGUAGUAAAUUCACAACAAAAAUGAUGUGCACCCAGCUGACAGCACAACUGAAAAGUAAAAAAAAUAAACGCAUCCCGCAGCGGUGGGAAGAUAUCCGCUGUCGAAAUGCCAUCGCGCUUCGUGCUGGUGCAUUAACUUAUAUAAUUUCUCCGUCUUGCAAGCCUUUUCUCGAUGGUUGUGCGCAGCAGCACAGAUCUUGAGUCAAAAAGCACUAGGCUGUUAGUUGUAGAUAUCGCAGGGGGCCGCAUCCUCGUAAAAAAAACGCUUAAUUAUGUGCCGCGUUCAUAGAAAGUGCAAGGAUCAUGAAGCUCAAGCAACGACGUAGAGAUCUAUCGUAGUCGGUCGUGAAAAAAUAGCAUCAAGCUCGGCACCUGAUCAGUUACAAGGUCAAAACCGCACCAAGUACUGCUCUAGUCGUUCCAAUGAUAAUA
Messenger RNA from Amoebophrya sp. A120, 904 nucleotides. NCBI's taxonomy places the organism in Eukaryota, Dinophyceae, Syndiniales, Amoebophryaceae. The record is from the annotation of a GenBank genome assembly.